AUGCGUAUCGCGCCCCCGCACCCGCCUUCUGCGCUAUCAGAGCCCUCGCAUGCGUCCGCGACGAUGAGGAGGGCCGCAGAGGUGGACGAAGCCCUCGGCGCGCGCCUGGGCGUCGUGGCCAUCAUCUUCCUCGUCUCGCUCUUCGCGGUGUCCUUCCCGACGCUCUCCAAGCGCGUGCGCGUGCUCCGCAUCCCGCCCAUCGUCUUCUUCGUCGGCAAGCACUUUGGCACGGGCGUCAUCCUCUCCACCGCCUUCGUGCACCUCCUCCAGGACGCCUUCGACGCCCUCGCCGACCACCCCGCCGGCCGCUUCACCGGCCUCAUCGUCCUCUGCUCCCUGCUCGCCAUCUUCCUCGUCGAGUAUAUAUCCACGUCGUACGUCGACACCCUCCAAUCGUAUCCCUCCCCGCCGUCCUCCCCGCCGCUCGCGUCCUCGCCCUCCUCCUCCACCAUCACCGAAGACCAACCCGACAUCGACACGUCCGACCUCGCCGCGCAGGGCGUGUACACCCUCCCCGCGUCCCCCGCCCCCGCGCGUGAGUCGACCCCGCUCCUCGCGCAGACGCUCCCGCGCUCCUUCCGCCCACAUCAUCCCUACCGCUCCACCACGCCCCGGAGCACCCUCGCGCAAUCCCAGCUCCUCCCCGCCCGCCCGUCCAGGAAGGCGCAGAGCGAGUUCUUCCCCUCGCGCCGGCAGUCCUACCACGCGCACGCGCACGCCCACCGCGGUGUCGAGGCGGACAUAUUCUCGGGUGGGCACCACCGCCACGAGCCGCGCGCGCAGCACGCGAGCCACGUCGGCCGGCGGCGGAGGAGCUUGCAGGCCGAGGAGCUCGCGGGCGCGUUUGGGGCAGGCGGGGGCAGGCCGCAUCCGCAUCAUCCGCAUCAGUGUGAGGUUGACGAUGAGCGGCAGAUAGAUGGGGCGACGGAGGGCGGCGGGGAAGACGCGUUGGAGGAGAGUUACGAUUUUGGGCCGCUCGGGCACCACCAUCACGACGGCGGGCACGGGCACGGGCAUGGCGGGGGCGGGUGGGAUGAGGUGGGCGAGGGCGAGGUGGGCGAGGGGAUUGGGAGGAAACGGGUCGUUGUGGGGAUUUUGGUCCUCCAACUGGGCAUCAUGAUACACUCGCUCGUCAUCGGGCUCACGUUGGCGAUCACGAGCGGGAACGGGUUCACCUCCCUCGUCUUCGCAAUAAUCUUCCACCAGCUCUUCGAGGGCCUCUCGCUCGGCAUCCGGAUCGCGCAGCUCCCCACGGGCGAGCACCCGCACGCGCACCCGCACGCCCACUCCCACCCGCCCCAGCACUCUGACACGGAAGCCCACAGCACCACAUCCAAAACCCCGCGCGCGCGCGCCCUGCGCUUCCUCAAACCCACGCUCGCCGUCCUCUUCGCGCUCACCACCCCGCUCGGCACGCUCGCGGGCCUCCUCUGUUUCGCGUCCUCCGCGCCCGCCGCGCUCACGGGCUGGAUGUGCGCGCUCAGCGCGGGCAUGCUGAUCUACGCGGCGACGGUCGAGAUGCUCGCCGCGGACUUUGUGAUGGACCCCGCGAGCUGGCGCGCGGGGUGGCGGCGCCAGGCGCUCGCGCUCGGCGCGCUGCUCGCGGGCGUGGCGGGCAUGAGUUUGGUUGGGAUGUGA
This is a messenger RNA of Gloeophyllum trabeum ATCC 11539, 1638 nucleotides long. Its product is annotated as Zinc/iron permease. Gene Ontology annotation, cellular component: plasma membrane. Lineage: Eukaryota; Fungi; Basidiomycota; Agaricomycetes; Gloeophyllales; Gloeophyllaceae. The coding region runs from base 1 to 1638 and encodes 545 amino acids. Gene Ontology annotation, biological process: zinc ion transmembrane transport. Gene Ontology annotation, molecular function: zinc ion transmembrane transporter activity. The transcript is spliced from 5 exons. The record is from RefSeq and is a predicted model, not a curated record.